Vigna umbellata (rice bean) is the source of this 795-nucleotide messenger RNA. Lineage: Eukaryota; Viridiplantae; Streptophyta; Magnoliopsida; Fabales; Fabaceae. The record is from RefSeq and is a predicted model, not a curated record.
AUGGUUUUUGGAUUGGUGAACAAAGGUGUUCCUUGGACGGAGGAAGAGCACAGACUGUUCCUGUUAGGGUUGCACAAAGUUGGAAAGGGAGAUUGGAGAGGAAUUUCUAGAAACUUCGUCAAAACUCGCACGCCAACUCAGGUCGCCAGUCACGCUCAGAAGUACUUCCUCCGUCGCCACAACCAGAACCGCCGCCGCCGGAGAUCUAGCCUCUUUGACAUCACUACCGAUACGGUGAUGGAGUCUUCUACUAUAAUGGAAGAAGAACAAGUUCAGCAGGAAACGGCGGCGCUGACUAUCCCCGCAGCAUAUCCGCCGUCGCAUUACGGCGGUUUCCCUGGCGCAGGUUUUCCGAUGAGUCUAUCUCCAGUGGUUUUACCGGCGAGCAGUGAGAGGCUAGCCAAGCCGAUUAGGCCGACGCCGAUUUUGCCGGUCCCACCGUCGUCGAAGAUGGCUAGUUUGAACUUGAAAGAGAAAGCUUCUCCGACUAAUCUCAUAGAGCCUUUACCGUUGUCGUUGAAUCUGCCAUCGCCGACGCCGCGGUCACAGGAUCAGUCACCGGCGAGUAGUGACCACUCAUCGCCGUCGUCGUCAUCAUCGGCUUUUCAGGCGAUUUCUGCUGGGAAGUUCGGCGGCGGUGGGGACAGUAUCAUCAGCGUUGCUUGAAAAGAAGGAAACCUAAAAAAAUUAGCGUCAUUAAGUUACUAUUAAGCAAGUACGGUCGUGGAUAAUUUGAAUAUGUAAAUUAAUUUUACAAAGUCGGAGAUGUAUCCAAGAGGGGGAAAAUUGAAGAUA